Molecule: messenger RNA, 3021 nt
Organism: Durusdinium trenchii
Lineage: Eukaryota; Dinophyceae; Suessiales; Symbiodiniaceae
Source: the annotation of a GenBank genome assembly
AUGCUGCGUUUCUGCAAUGGAGACACAAGGAAUGAUAUUAUCAUUCACUGGUGUGUGGGUGAUUGCUGCAACUCUGAUGUGGACAGUGUUAACAAGCUUGUCAAGAAAGUGCUUGUGUUCUUCUGCAACGGAUUCCCACUUCCACUACUAUAUCGGUUCAAGCAUUACUCUCCUGCCAGUGCCUAUAUGAAGGUUGGGACAGCAUUCCACAACAUUCUUGGACGCACCUUUCUCCAGUUGCACAGUGGACAUGACGAGGCUGAUGAGAACCUUUCAUCAAUGAUUGAUGUUAUCUUGACGGAUACUUCAAGGAAAGUUCCAAAAUGUGAGCCUGGUGAGCUCUCUCAGCAAGAUCUGCAAAUAGCAAUCAGUGAUUUCAUGGAUGCUGAUACCAACUACGCAGCAAAGAACUCCGUUCGCAAGAGGCUGAUUUGUGAAGAGCUGUCAUCGCCUGACUUUCACAAGAACGUCUAUGUGAUAGACUCCCUCCUCCAGCCAUUCGAGUUGGGGAUAAACUACUGCUUUGCCCGGACAGCAAUCUUGCAUGAGUUGACAGCUUUGGGCUCUGACCACCCUCGUCACAACGAUCUGUUGCAGCAAAGCAGGGGGAAGUUUUUGCAUGUUGUUCGAGGUGACCUUGGACGAGAUGUGAUUCAAGGAUUCAUGCAAAACUUGAAGUACAAGCUUCAUGACGCAAUUGAAAUUGGUCUUGGCGGUGAUGUGGAAGCAAGCUACUUACAGAACGUGUUCUCUCUCAUCAUUGUAUGCAGCACAGAUUCCUGGCGCCGUUUGAUCUAUGUAUUUGAUCAGCCACCCUUCUCAUUGUUCCGCACAGUGGGAGUUUCCACUGAAGACUUCGUUGAAGCUUGGUCAGGACUCCAUGAUAAAUUUCAGUCUUGCACUUCCUGCGUGGAUCCAACAUUCACUGCAGUGUUGCUCAAAGCCUUUCCACGGUUGUUCAGUGACAGCUCACAGGGUGAACAGGAAGCUGUGCAGAAACAGGUGCAGGAUUUGCUGCUUGACAUUUCAGGCUGGUGUCCUUUGACUUCAGAUUUGUGUGAGAUCCGCAAUGGGAAUAUCCAGUGGUUGACAUCUCGCCGUGGCAACACUCAUCUCAAAGGCACAGAGACAUCUAUUGAGGAGAGCCUUUUGCAGCAAUUGAUCAACACUCAUGAAUGGGCUCAGCACGUUUUGGAGCCGGACACAAUGCCUACCAGAUUGACAGCGUCGUCAAUCAGAAAAAUGGUUGGCACCAAGAGCAGUAACCAGUUCACAAAGUCUGUGGGCAAAGAUGUGAGAUCAAGAACUUCAACAGAAAUUCAGACAGAGAAAGAAGCCAGAUUACAUGAGUCUCAACGCAGGAAGGUUCGAGCUUUGUCAGGAUGGAAUAUCUUCCAAAAGCACAAGCUUCAGGAGCAAGGAUUGGUUGAUCCACUCACGUACAAGAAACGUGUCAAGGAACUAAGCCAUGAAUGGGCACAGCUCUCAGAGACUGAGAAGGAGGCCUUUAAGUUGCAAGCUGCUCAUGAGCAAAGUCUGAGGGAAAAGUUGGCUGUGACACCCCUCAUCACCAAAGCUCAAAAACAGUCAGCUUCCAUGCCUGAUUCGGCAACAGCCAUCAAAGGCCUUGAGGAGCAGAUUGGUCGGAAAGGGUGCAAACUCCUUUCUUCUCGAAGGCUAUGCCUGAAUGAAGCAUUGCAUCGGGAGAGCGGUGUUUGGCAAUCAGAAACACGCUUGGAUGACAGUGAUGGCGCCUUCAAAGCUGAUUUGAUUGACUUGACUACCUCAGAUGAGGUUGUGCAGCACUUCUUGCAGGACACAAUUCUUCAACAACCAACCUGCACAGAUGCAAGUCAGCUUUGUCAGCUUCCAGAUCAAUGUUUGGAAAUUUGUGGUUCCAACCCACAGGCACAGAGUAUCAAGACAUUGGUUCAGAACUUCCAAGAUGCGCUGAAGAAGUACAAACUCUUGCCUGGGGCUUUGCUGUCUUUCCACACAGAUUUCUGCCACAGGACUGCAACAUGUUUUCUGGGUGUCACACUUCAGAAGCCAAAAAUGCAGACUCUGAUGUAUGCUGAGAUCAACAAUGCGGGUCGCGUAAACUUCAUCUACAAAGAUGGGGUUCCUGUGUUUGGAACCACAGCGGAGCUUUUUGCUUUGUUUUUGCAGGAUUUGUCCAGCAGUGUGGCCCCUGAACAAGACAUCUGUUUGAAGGUUGAUGUUUGCGAGUACAAUGUGACAUGGGUGGACGGGCAUCAGCUUGUGGCGUCCUCUGACAGUGUGUCAGGCAGCUUUGACAUCAGCCUGGACCGCACAGUUCAUAGAAAGCGCAAGCUGCCUGGAAAGCUUCCUUUUGGCUUCAAACUUCGGAAAAACAAGAAAAGGCUCAAGGGCAAGGAGUCUGGAAAAAAGAUCCGGUCUUCCAAAAAGAUAAAACAAGCGGCUCAGCCUGAUAGUCAGCAAAGCCAGGACUUGAUCAACAAUAGCAGUGAUGAGAACAACUCAAACACUGACUCUGUUUCUGGAAGUGCUGCAAGCCCUUCAGUUGAUGAAGAUGACCCGCAGAGUUUUUUGAACGCAGAAUCCGAACCCAUAGACCCGAUUUCAGAUGUGGUUGCUCAUGAGGAGCAAGCUUGCAGAACCCUUCAGUCUGAGAUACAGGAGUCUGUGCAAGCUAGAGCUGAGGUGGGAGAGGCGUAUGCUUCAGGGAAAGCAAUGCCUAAAACAACAUUUUUUAGCAGGGAGCUUGGGCUGGAUGGCGGUGGAUUGGCUGCCUCCGGGCGGUCAAUGUGUCUCCAGUGCAAAGCUGUGAUUCGAAAGGGAGAGGUUCGUUUCUCUUGGUAUUGGAACCAGCUCAGGCCACAUGCCUGGCUUCAUUCACAUUGUCUGGUUCCCAUUACAGAAUCAACCGGUCUGAAAGAGCGCACUGUCACAAAGCUGAUGGAACUCAGUCAGGAGUCAUCAGACUGUCCUGCCACUGUCCGGGAGAAGGCCACAAGCAUCCUCAAAGUAUAUUCAUAG